Messenger RNA from Pelobates cultripes (western spadefoot toad), 7301 nucleotides. The record is from the annotation of a GenBank genome assembly. Lineage: Eukaryota; Metazoa; Chordata; Amphibia; Anura; Pelobatidae.
AUGGAUGAUUAUAUCUCACUUACAAUCAUUGUUUCUCAUAGACAGGACGGUGUAAUUGUGGACCAUGACGUGAUUGUAGAGACAGAAUACUCAGAAGAUAAAAAUGUGUCUGAAAAAUACAGUGAAAUACUUAAUAAUGUAAGAGACCAGCUUGAGGAAGUAAAAAAUGGUACCUGCGCAGAGGAAAAUGGUAAGUACAUAUCAUCAAUUGCACAUUAGUAUUACAAUAUAACUGUGCUUAUUAUUAUCCAGACCAUCAGUUCAAACUGCAUUCCAAUAUUGCUCAAUAUGCUCAAUUUGCAUUUAAAGAACACUUCAAGCACUACUACCACAAGUUAUGGUUCCUCAUCGCCUAUAUCUUGUCUGGCACAGAAAAAAUCACAACAAUGAUAGAGGUGUAAACUUUUGUCAGAAAAAUAGCUGCAGGUUUAAGAUUUACAUAUUUAAAUCUUAAAUAAAUAUAUAUAUACACACACGAAACAAGCAAAAAAAGUACACAUAUUAAAAAGCAUGGACAUGAGCACACACAAUAAAGUUCUGGCACACAAAAUGAAAUCAAUAAAUGCAAAAUAAGAACAUGCCAAACUAAUGUAACAUUUGACUGCAAUGAUUUUAUACGUAACACCUAUGAGUUUCAUAUUGCUUCCUGUGAGUUGACUUUGGAAGAACCUUUCAGUCCUAGUAGUAUCUCUUGCUUUAUGUCUUCACAGACGUUGACGCCCUUUGUGUUUCGUCAGUCGGCAACAUAACAGAAAUUCAGCCACCGAGUGAACAAGGUGAGUGAUGAGAAAUUUCUUCACAGCCCUUUAUAUUUCUUCAAUUGAAAAAUAUCAUGACAUAAAAUAUUUUUUUCUUACUUGCCUUCUUCAGAAAUCUGUAAUAGCAGAGUUGGUGAAGGUUUUAAUGCAUUUUACUCAGCAUUUAUAAAUUCUGAUGGCUUGCAGUGUAUAUCACACUGCGACUCCAGAUCCAACAACCUUUAUAUCUGUUAUUUUGGAACCUGCCAGAUUCAGAAUGUGACAGGACCUGAGUGCCUGUGAGUAUAACAUAUUAUUAAUAUAUAAGUGAUAUAUCAUAAAUGUUAAAUAAAUAUAUACUUUUUGCCUCUUGAUUAUUUUACUUUCCUGGAAUUAUUGCAUGGGUCAACUGACUGUAGUUUAUUGCGAUGUGAUAUUGUUGCAUAGUUUGAUUAUGGAAUUGCAACAUCAGUCACAUAAAAGUUAUUCCAAACAGCAAGUACAACAGAAAACCUUAGCUUUAAGGGGCCUGAAGCCAUCCCAAGCCUGAUCCUUAAAUAGCAGUCUCUCACAAGGAGGAUAACAAAGAGAACAAACAUAAUGUUGCUUCUGAUAUUGUAAGAUGAGAAUACCUCCCCGCCUGUCCCUCCACUGUCUCAUCCCCCCUGCCAGCUCCUCCACAUGUCUCAUUCCCCCCAGUUUCUCCACAUGUUUCAUUCCCCCCAGUUCCUCCAUGUGUUUCAUUUCCUCCAGCCCCUCCACUUGUAUCAUUCUCCUCCUAGUCCCUCCAGGCGUCUUAUUUCCCCCUAGCCCCUCCAUGUGUCUCUCCAACCACUCAUGUGUCUCUCCCAGCUUCCAGUCCCUCCAUGUGUCUCUCCCACCUCCCAGCUCCCCCAUGUGUCUUUCCCACCCACGUGUGUGACAGACACACAAACUGACAGACACACACUCACUGACACACACAUACUCAUGCUGACAAACACACACAUAAACUGACAGACACACACUGACACACACACAAACAAACUGACAGACACACACACACACACACACAAACUGACAGACACACACACACUUACUGACAUACACAGACACAUACACAUGUUGACAAACACAAAAACAAACUGACAGACACACACUGACAGACACACAAACUGACAGACACACACACACAAACUGACAGGCAGACACAUACAAACACUAACAGACACACACACACACACACAAACUGACAGGCAGACACAUAAACACACUAACGGAAUGUUGUCAUAUUCCUGCUCGCGGCAUCACAGAGGGCGCAAGGGAAAAGAGAGGAACUGACAGAUAAGUUCCCCCUCGCCGCUGCCAAAUGCCUCCCCUCCCCUCCAGUAUAUCUCUGCAGAGUAGGCACCUGCCAUCCAGGUCAGCAGGGUGGCCGGCUGCAACCCAUGAGACCGUGGUAGUUCUGCCACUGCUUGUUAUUGUGCUCUUGAUAAAGUGUGCAAUAGCAUAAAACACAUAUUUUGCUCUGGUGGCUCAACAGUGUGAGCUGUUUUUAGUGCAUAUAAUUGUUUGAAUUUAUUACAAGUACAAGAAAACAAAGAUUGUGAUUUAUUAGAACAAGCAGUAGUAGAAUUUAUCCAGUGAGCACUGGAUUCCUUUUUUAUUUUAAGUUUCAAGUAUUGUACGAAUUGAUCACUCACUCAGCUGUAUGAAGGUUUGGUCACAAUUUAAAUUGCAAGCAGCGUUGUGAAGUCCGAUAAUUUCUCUAUUUAAAUCAUUGAGAAAAUGGAGAAGUGAGACUUUCUACCUCAAAACCAUUUCAUUAACCUAAAGUUGUUUUCAUGCUUAGAGUGUCCCUUUCUUUUUUGAUUUGUUAAUUAAUUUAAAGGUUGCUGUGUAGUGAACUAAUCAUAUUUAUUUUAUUUCAGGUGUUCAAAACCAGAGAAAUACAUAUACAGUGGUUCUCGUUGUCAGGGGAGGAUUUUAAAGGCUGCUCUAUAUGGUGGUGUUGGAGCAGCCAUUGGUGUCCUGUUAAUUAUCAUUCUCACUGUGGGAAUUCUCCUGUUCAGAGCAAAAAAAACUAGGAAAUUGUAAGAAUUACAUUAUGUGUUAUAAUGUGAUCAUGGGGCAUAACAUAUAUUUCUGUGUUAUAUUUAUGUUGUUUGAUGUUAUGAGCUUAUGCACCAGGCAGGGCCGCCAUCAGGGUGUGACAACCAUGACGGUUUUCCCAGGACCCACACUCCUCUAAUAAUUAAAGCUAUCUGCGGAUUUGGCGCAGCGAGGGAGCAUUGAUACCUCACUGCGCCGAAUCCAUCAAUAGCCGCAAGAAAUUAGGUGGGGAGAGGAGAGUGCCGGUGUUCUAUCAGAUUUCCCUACCCUGUAAAAUGUCCAUACCCAUAGGGAAAUCUGAUAGAACACUGGUGUUCUAUUAGAUCUCGGGCCCCCUUCCGUGAGCUAGCAGGGAGAUCAAAAGAUCGCCUGCUCUUAGAUAUGGACUACCUGGUGGCCCGAAGGGCUGCGUGUGGACUCCCUGGUGGUCUGGUGGGCGGCUGGUGGACUCCCUGGUGGUUCGGUGGGCUGCUAGUGGGCUCCCUGGUGGUCCAGUGUGUUGUUAGAGGAGCUGCACUCCCUCGUGGUUCUGUUCAUUAUCUCCACUGACAUUCUGUUCAUUAUCACUCACCAACCUCUCUGUGCCACACACCUUAUAAAAUUGUCCCUUGGCCUGUCAUACUAACCUCCCCUAGCCCUGUCACACUAACACCGUUAAACCUGUCACACUAACCCCCUCUAAUCCUGCAACACUAACCCCCCAACCCUGUCACACUAACCCCCUCUAACAAUGUCACACCAACACCCCAAACACUGCCACACUAACCCCCACUAACCCUGUCACAUUAACCCCCUCUAACCCUGUCACACUAACCCCCCUAACCCUGUCACACUAGUCCUAUCAUCCAAACCCUGUCACUUUAGCAUGUCACACUAACCCUGUCACACCAACACCCUCCCAGUCACUUGCCCCCUCUCACACUGUCACACUUACCCACCCCAACACUCACACUCACCCCACCCCUCCAACCCUGUCACGCUCACUCCCUAACUGUGGCAUGUUCAACCACCCUCACAUCUACUCCCCAAACACUAUCACAUUUAACCAAAGCUGUCUCUGUGUGUAUCUGUGUAUGUAUCUGCAUGUCAGUGUGUGUAUGUACCAGUGUGUGUGUGUGUGUGUGUAUAUAUCUGUGUAUGGGUCAGUGUGUGUCUGUGUAUUUGUAUGUAUGUUGGUGUGUAUGUCUGUGUAUCAGUUUAUACACACACAGUGUGUGUGUGGCAGUUUAUACACUACACACAAAUGCACGCCUGCAUUCAAAAUAUUCACACAUGCAUACUCUAUACAAAAGCACAUUUACAUUCAAACACAGACACACAGCUCCAUGCUAAACACAACCCUGCAAGCAUGGGCAAAUUGUAUAUCCCCAGCAAGCAAAGUAUUGUGGAACUUGCACGACAGAUGGGGAUCUUUUUGGCUACAAGGUUACCCCCCCAAAAAAACUUGCACCAUGGCUCUCUCUAUGUUAGUUCCAACAUUGCCUCUGCAGUGCCUCUUGUAUAGUGAAAACAGUUGCCAGCACUUGGGACCUUUAGCUUUCAGAAGCUCUCUCCAACUCACGGGAGCCCCCAGCUGUCAGAGUGUUGCUGCUAGUUACCGUGACAACGCUCUGAACGACACAUAGACUGGACUCACAAGAAGAUCUUGUUGGCUGGGCCUCCUCUUCACUGCACAGCACCUGGCAGCCUGCACAAUGCCAGAUGAUCACCAGGAAGUGUAAUAUCCCCCUCCCUGGCCACAUAUAUGAAAUAUUUAGAGGGGAAUAAAAUUAAUAAAUUAAUGAUAAAAAGAAAAAAAACUUUUUCCAACACAGUGCAUCCUUUACACCAUGAAUGCCAAAAAGGUAGAUCCCCAGAUGUUUUAUAACUACAGCUUCCAUGAUGCUCUGUUAUUCUAAAGGCAUGCAAAGCAUCAUGUGAGUUGUAGUUCUAUAACAUCUACGGAUCUAUCUUUUGGACAUGCCCUACAUAAACACAUACACUGCAUCCACUACACAAAAACACUGUAUUCUCUGCACACACACAUUGCAUCUUUGUGGGCAGACUCGGGGGCAAGCACCGGGGGGCGUACUCAGGGGAUUUUUCAAUUAGGCCCAGACCUUGAGUAGUGUUAGGGACCCCAAAAUAUUUCUGAUGGCAGCUCUGGUGCCAGAUACUGAGUAGCCGUGUCUAAUUAAGGCAAAAAUAGUUUUUAUGUUUAAUUAACAUUACUUUAACUAUCUGUUCAAGGCACAUAGAUUGACUAAGGAUUUCCCGUAAAACACAGUAAGUGAUUAGGCCUGUAUACGCUUUGUGGUUUUUGUUACUCUGUAAUUUUAAUGAAAUUUUUUGUUUUAUUAGGGAUGCUUUCUAUAAUGAUCAGAAUGAUAAAUGGUAUGAAGAUGAUGGUAAUGAUGAAUGGAGUGAACGAGGUAUUACCAACAUCAGUGGAAGUGAAGAAGAUACAGGUACAUGUGACCUACUGGUACAACAUUAACACUGUGACCCACUGAAGGGAGGAAAAUAAAUUCAAAGCCUCAUAAAGGAGCCUAGGGCCCUGGAACACUUUGUACCCAAUCACUUCCCAGGCUUCCUGCUCAUUUGUCCCGCAACAACUUGAACACAAUAAUUAACUUUUAACUUUAUUAACCAUGAAGCAUCACAAUCAUGUUUUGAGAGAUUUAUUAUCAGUAUUUAUACAGAUAACAGUUUCUAAAAUUCCAGUAUAGUUACUGUAACAAAAUGGGAUUCCAGUUUUAAUGCAUAUAAUUAUUACAUAAUCACCGAUCACCCCUUCCUUAAUUUGUUUGCUUGUCUGCCUAUUGUUUAAGGACUUUCUCUUAAAGGGACACUAUAACCACUUGAACAAAUACAGCUUAAUGAAACACUAUAGGGUCGGGAACACAAAUAUGUGUGUAAAAACAACCAUUUAGGUGGCUUGCCACGUCUCCAAUCUACAUCCUUAGAUUAGCUAAAAUCGGCAUUUAGGCCGGAUGGAGGCGAUUCAGCAACUCCUCAUAGGGAUUAGUUAGAAUUAUUUUUUAGAUGUAUUUCUCUUGCUUGACUGAAAAAAUAAAAAAAUUAAACCUACAUACUUAAAGCAACACUAUAGUCACAAAGACCACUUCAUCUUAAUAAAAUGGUCUUGGUGCAGUGUCUGCUUAACCCUGCAAUGUAAAACAUUGAGAAACUGUCUGACUCUAGCAGCUGUAGAGAUGUAGAGUAUCGGUCUGCAGCACUGACCGAUUAAAACCUCAUAGGCAGGGCAGGACUGGGAAAAAAAUUAGGCCCGGGCAUUUUUCAAUUAGAGCGGCCCCCCAAGAAGGGGGCGCGGCCAGAGAGGGUGUUUUUUUGUCAUCACUAAUGACAAGUACGCCCCUUCUGAAAGUGAGCAUGUUGGUUCAAUGCGCAGAGCCCCGCUGAAGAGGUCUAGCAUUAGAAAAAGGCCCUGUAUUUGUUCUGCGCAGCGCAAGCAAAUGUAAUAACAUGCUUGCGCUGUGUUUGCUUUUAAAUUGUCUUUGGUGUCUCCACAAGUGGGAUACCAGAGGACAAAAGGGCCAGGAAAGUGUAUGGUGCAUGUGUUUGGCGGAUGCUUGUGGGAUUGCCUGUGUGUAGAGUGUGGUGUGGUAUUGUGUAAAUAGGUCAAUUUUGUGGUGUAAUAUGUGUGGCUAGAGGCUGUAGAGAAUGCGUGUAUAGGGGCAUAGUGUUAUAGAGGAUGUAGCGAGUUUGUGCAUACGGGCAGUAGUGUGUGUGUAUAGGUGACAUAGUGUGUGUAGGGGUUGUAGAGAGGGUGUGUUUAGAGAAUGUUGUAUAUGUUUGCUUACAAGGAAUGUAGUGUGUGUGUAGGUGGUGCAGUGUGUGUGUGUGUAAGAGAUUUAAUGUGUAAAGGACCCAGAGUGUGUAUAGAAGAGUGUGUGUGUGUGUGUGAGUGUGUGUGUGUGUAGAAGAUUAAGAGUGCAUAUAGGGUAAGGGAUCUAGCGUGUAUCUGGAGUGUAAUGUGUGGGAGGGACAGACAGGGGGAGGGACAGACUUAUAGCUCCUUCUGUCUGUGUCACUGUGUCACCCUGCAGGGGGAGGAACAGACUCAUAGCUCCUUCUGUCUGUGUCACUGUGUCACCCUGCAGGGGGAGGGACAGACUCAGAGCUCCUUCUGUCUGUGUCACUGUGUCACCCUGCAGGGGGAGGGACAGACUCAGAGCUCCUUCUGUCUGUGUAGCUGUGUCACCCUGCAGGGGGAGGGACAGACUCGGAGCUCCUUCUGUCUGUGUCACCAUGUCACCCUGCAGGGGGAGGGACAGAUUCGUAGCGCCUUCCAUAUGUGUCACACUGUGCUAGGACCGGAACGUUAUAAAUCCUAGAUACUAUGCUGCAAAGUUCCUGUAAGUGUUGCUUUCACUCACUGUUACCCCUCUCUCUACAGGUAAUUCUUUAUCUGCAAAAGAAAACUUCAAACCAGCACUGGAAACUGUAGACACAACAAUUGAGGUAAUGUAG